CUGAUUACGUCCAAAGGCAACAGAUUGAGUUGGUCUGUUGCUGUGUCAGACAAAUUGUUCGGUCUCAAGUCAUACAAAGCAACUGUUAGAUUAUUAGCAAUAUCUUGUAUAAACAGUCAUGAUAUGACACUUAAAAAAUUUAUUGAAGGCCCUAAAAUACCUGGAUUUACAAUCGUUUACUCUAUUAACAAAGAUUAUUCAAUUGAAAAAGAAGUAUUGUUACAAUUUGAACAUGGUGGAGUAGUCAAAUUGUUUUCAAAAAAUGAAGAUAAUGAAAAGACAGAUAUGAACGAGACCGAUAAUCAAAAUAUGGAUAAAUACUUUCUUAUUAUUUUAAAUGUUUCUGGGAUUUAUAAGUAUCACUUUGUACACUUGAAUCGCAAAUCUAUUGGCGAAAUUCAAAAAUUAAAAUAUCCAAAGCGAAUAUAUAGUGCCAUGAUUAAUAAUAGCAAAUUAGAUAAUCCUAUGAGUCAUGAUGGGAAACUUGUGCUUGCAAAUUUGAAUUUAAAAUAUAUUCUAAGAUGUUUAGAUAAGCAUUAUUUUUUCGUAGAUACUAUACGUGGGGGUGCGCGAUACAUGGAACUUUACAAUUUAAAAACAAACCAAUUAGUAAUUACCUUUCAUAGACAAAUUUUAUAUGAACUAGAUUUCAUGGCAGAUGUUCCUGAUAAUUUCGCAAUAUCAAACAAUAGCAAAUUAUUAGCAUAUAGAUCUGGAAGUAGAGUUAAAUUAUUCUUGAUUGAGUGUGGUUUUGAGAUAGCAUCUAUAGGGCUUGAGACUGGCGAAGAAUCUUCUAUUGAGUCUUUCAUAUCGAACUCCUUCAUAGUCGUUGUUAAUAACAAGGAAGAGAAACAAGGUAUUCUUUCCGAGUAUAAGCGAAUUUAUGAUGAUCUAAUCUUAGAGCAUUUAAAGAGGAAUGAUGACGAACAAGGCUUGAAAGUUCUACCGCAAAAAGGAGACUAUCAUCAAACAUCAGAAUUCUAUGAAAUAAUUGAACCUUGGCUACCUCACGGGGGCCCACAACAUUCGAUUCUAAAGCAAAGAGAAAACCCGAUGUAA
Dentiscutata heterogama is the source of this 1059-nucleotide messenger RNA. The record is from the annotation of a GenBank genome assembly. NCBI's taxonomy places the organism in Eukaryota, Fungi, Glomeromycota, Glomeromycetes, Diversisporales, Gigasporaceae.